CUAUAUAUUAAGUUUUGAUGUAUAAUUUUUUGUUUAAAAAAUUUGUAUCUUAAAGCUUGCAAAAAUGACAACUAAGUUAGUACAAUCAUCUCUGAGUGAAGAUGAAACUGUGACUUGCAUUAUUAGAAAUCUUGAAGGUCUGAAGGUUGUGUAUGAGAGUGAUGACUAUUUGGUUGUCAACAAAGACUAUGAUCUUCUCAUUAAUUCAGACAAUCCACAUAUCAAGGUGACUCUGCAAACCCAACUAGAAAAUAAGUACCCUGAAUUGGCAAACCCAAACCUUGGGCAUCAAUUCCACUUUUGCCAUCGUCUGGAUUACGCAACUUCAGGUCUUCUGUGCGUAGCAAAACACAAGCACGCAGCAGCUGCCAUGUCAGCGGCCAUGAGUAAUCGACGUGUCACCAAAGUUUAUGUGGCGCUACUGAGAGGAAGCAUCAGUCAGGAGCUCAUUGAUGUUCAUGGCACAAUUGGUGAACCGCCAGACCCAGCACUAGCAGCGCUGCGUGUCUGUGCUGACGAGGGCUUGCGGCAGCGACAAGCGCACACCCGCCUCCUGCUGCUGCAGACUGGACACUACAACGCAGGAGCUGAGGCGAGCAAAGUGCUGCUGCUGGCGGCUACCGGCAGACGACAUCAGCUGCGAGCUCACUGCAGCAGCCUCGGCUACACCAUCGUCGGGGACUACACCUACAGCAACAGGCAGGACACCUCGCCUACCAGGAUGAUGCUGCACGCGUACCACUUCUCGGUGCAUCUUAAUGGUGAAUCCCUAGAUAUUACGACUGAAGAUCCAUUCUCAGAAUCAUCUCUUGCUAGCCAGUGGAAACCAGCUGUUACUUGGAAUGAACUAAACAAAGAAUCCCUUCUUAAAUUAAUAAAAAAGAAAUCGUGACAUCCUGUCUUAUAUAUGUAAUGAAUUCGGCGAUUUAAAUUAGCUAUUGUGCUCUUAAUUUUUAUACUAAUAUGUAUCUGUGAUAUGAUAGUACUUGUUUGAAUUGUAUAGUUUAUAGUUACGUGAUAAGGUUAACCUAGUCGUAUCGGGUGGUGGCAGCACGCUAUAUAACCUAACGUGAAACACUUUCGUCAUACAUCAAAUACGGAAUAUUUUCGACGUUUCAGUCUUUAGUACCAAUCAUUGUACCCCGUAUUAAGACUACAGCACAGAGCUGCAAAGGCUCAGAUCCCUUGACCGGCAGAUCGAUAUGAGAUUGUGCGUUAAUUCAGCCGUCCCAACUCUUGGUCCUGUAAUCACUUCAAUGGUAUUUGCGGCUUACGCGCCUUUUGACACAAGAAUAUUGUUUUUUUACAACACUUCUCUUUAACUUCACUUCUUGUUUGUCUG
Messenger RNA from Hyalella azteca, 1342 nucleotides. Its product is annotated as RNA pseudouridylate synthase domain-containing protein 1. Gene Ontology annotation, biological process: pseudouridine synthesis. The coding region runs from base 65 to 892 and encodes 275 amino acids. The record is from RefSeq and is a predicted model, not a curated record. NCBI's taxonomy places the organism in Eukaryota, Metazoa, Arthropoda, Malacostraca, Amphipoda, Hyalellidae. The transcript has 6 exons. Gene Ontology annotation, molecular function: RNA binding; pseudouridine synthase activity.